UUUCUUUUCUGGCCCUGGCAGGUUCCGGGAGCCUCGGCUUGUAGGGGCCGGAAGUGGAGGCGGUUGGUGGGGUUGGCGGGGCUGAGGGACGCUGCGCGGGCAGCGGUUUGAGAACUGAGGGUGGACUGAGUGUAGCGACCGGCGUCCGGCUGUCUCGCCCUGUCGCGGGUGGGCGAGGGUGGGUGGUGCGCGGCGGCGGCGGCGGAACGAACGCGGUGCGGGCGGGGCCCCCAGCGCUGGGCCCAUGGCCUCCUGCGCGAGCAUCGACAUCGAGGACGCCACGCAGCACCUGCGGGACAUCCUCAAGCUGGACCGGCCUGCGGGCGGCCCCAGUGCAGAGAGCCCACGGCCAUCCAAUGCCUACAAUGGGGACCUCAAUGGGCUUCUGGUCCCAGACCCCCUCUGCUCAGGUGAUGGUACCUCAACACACAAGACUGGUUUUCGGACCAUGCCACCCAUUAGCCUGCAAGAGAAGCAGGUCAUCUGUCUCUCAGGAGAUGAUAGCUCUACCUGCAUUGGGAUUUUGGCUAAGGAGGUGGAGAUUGUGGCCAGCAGUGACUCUAGCAUUUCAAGCAAGGCCCGGGGAAGCAACAAGGUGAAAAUUCAGCCUGUCGCCAAGUAUGACUGGGAACAGAAGUACUACUAUGGCAACCUGAUUGCUGUGUCUAACUCCUUCUUGGCCUAUGCCAUUCGGGCUGCCAACAAUGGCUCCGCCAUGGUGCGGGUGAUCAGUGUCAGCACUUCGGAGCGGAUCUUGCUCAAGGGCUUUACAGGCAGUGUGGCUGAUCUGGCUUUCGCGCACCUCAACUCUCCACAGCUGGCCUGCCUGGAUGAGGCAGGCAACCUGUUCGUGUGGCGCUUGGCUCUGGUUAAUGGCAAAAUUCAAGAAGAGAUCUUGGUCCAUAUCCGGCAGCCAGAGGGCACGCCACUGAACCACUUCCGCAGGAUCAUCUGGUGUCCCUUCAUCCCUGAGGAGAGCGAGGACUGCUGUGAAGAGAGCAGCCCGACAGUGGCCCUGCUGCAUGAAGACCGGGCUGAAGUGUGGGACCUGGACAUGCUCCGCUCCAGCCACAGCACCUGGCCUGUGGAUGUCAGCCAGAUCAAGCAGGGCUUCAUUGUGGUAAAAGGUCAUAGCACGUGCCUCAGUGAAGGAGCCCUCUCCCCUGAUGGGACUGUGCUGGCUACUGCGAGCCAUGAUGGCUAUGUCAAGUUCUGGCAGAUCUACAUUGAGGGACAAGAUGAGCCAAGGUGUCUGCAUGAGUGGAAGCCUCAUGAUGGGCGGCCCCUCUCCUGCCUUCUGUUCUGUGACAACCAUAAGAAACAAGACCCCGAUGUCCCUUUCUGGAGGUUCCUUAUUACUGGUGCUGACCAGAACCGGGAGCUAAAGAUGUGGUGCACAGUGUCCUGGACCUGCCUGCAGACUAUUCGCUUCUCCCCAGAUAUCUUUAGCUCAGUGAGUGUGCCCCCUAGCCUCAAGGUUUGCUUGGAUCUCUCAGCAGAAUAUCUGAUUCUCAGUGACGUGCAACGGAAGGUCCUCUAUGUGAUGGAGCUGCUACAGAACCAGGAGGAGGGCCGUGCCUACUUCAGCUCCAUCUCGGAGUUCCUGCUCACCCACCCUGUGCUAAGCUUUGGUAUCCAGGUUGUGAGUCGUUGCCGGCUGCGGCACACUGAGGUGCUGCCCGCUGAGGAGGAGAAUGACAGCCUGGGUGCUGAUGGUACCCAUGGAGCCGGUGCCAUGGAGUCUGCAGCUGGUGUGCUCAUCAAGCUCUUUUGUGUGCAUACUAAGGCACUGCAAGAUGUGCAGAUUCGCUUCCAGCCACAGCUGAACCCUGAUGUAGUCGCCCCACUCCCCACGCACACUGCCCACGAGGACUUUACAUUUGGAGAGUCUCGGCCUGAACUGGGCUCUGAGGGCCUGGGGUCAGCCGCUCACGGCUCCCAGCCUGACCUCCGACGAAUCGUGGAGCUGCCUGCACCUGCCGACUUCCUCAGUCUAAGUAGUGAGACCAAGCCCAAGUUGAUGACACCUGAUGCCUUCAUGACACCUAGCGCCUCUCUGCAGCAGAUCACUGCCUCUCCCAGCAGCAGCAGCAGUGGUAGCAGCAGCAGCAGCAGCAGUAGCAGCAGCUCCCUUACAGCUGUGUCUGCCAUGAGCAGCACCUCAGCUGUGGACCCCUCCUUGGCCAGGCCAUCUGAGGAGCUGACCUUGAGCCCCAAGCUGCAGCUGGAUGGCAGCCUGGCAAUGAGCAGCAGUGGCAGCCUGCAGGCAAGCCCGCGUGGCCUCCUGCCCAGCCUGCUCCCAGCCCCAGCUGACAAACUGACUCCCAAGGGGCCGAGCCAGGUGCCUACUGCUGCCUCUGCACUUUCCUUGGAGCUGCAGGAAGUGGAGCCCCUGGGGCUACCCCAAGCCUCCCCGAGCCGUACCCGCUCUCCUGAUGUCAUCUCCUCAGCUUCCACUGCCCUGUCCCAGGACAUCCCUGAGAUUGCGUCUGAGGCCCUGUCCCGUGGCUUUGGCUCCUCUGCAUCAGAGGGCCUUGAGCCAGACAGUAUGGCUUCAGCUGCCUCAGCAUUGCACCUACUGUCCCCACGGCCCCGGCCAGGGCCCGAGCUCGGCCCCCAGCUUGGCCUCGAUGGAGGCCCUGGGGAUGGAGAUCGGCAUAAUACCCCCUCCCUCUUGGAGGCAGCCUUGACCCAGGAGGCCUCAACCCCUGACGGUCAGGUUUGGCCCACAGCACCUGACAUUACUCGUGAGACCUGCAGCACUCUUGCAGAAAGCCCCAGGAAUGGCCUUCAGGAAAAGCACAAGAGCCUGGCCUUCCACCGACCACCAUAUCACCUGCUGCAGCAACGUGACAGCCAGGAUGCCAGUGCUGAGCAAAGUGAUCACGAUGAUGAAGUGGCCAGCCUUGCCUCUGCUUCAGGAAGCUUUGGCACCAAAGUUCCUGCUCCACGGCUGCCUGCCAAGGACUGGAAGACCAAGGGAUCCCCUCGAGCCUCACCCAAGCUCAAGAGGAAAAGCAAGAAGGAUGAUGGGGAUGCGGCCAUGGGAUCCCGGCUCACAGAGCACCAGGUGGCAGAGCCCCCUGAGGACUGGCCAACGCUAAUUUGGCAACAGCAGAGAGAGCUGGCAGAGCUGCAGCACAGCCAAGAAGAGCUGCUGCAGCGUCUGUGUACCCAGCUCGAAGGUCUACAGAACACCGUCACAGGCCACGUAGAACGUGCCCUUGAGACUCGGCAUGAGCAGGAGCAGCGGCGGCUGGAGCGAGCACUGGCUGAGGGGCAGCAGCGGGGAGGGCAGCUGCAGGAGCAGCUGACACAACAGUUGUCCCAGGCACUGUCUUCAGCUGUAGCUGGGCGGCUGGAACGCAGCUUACGGGAUGAGAUCAAGAAGACAGUCCCUCCAUGUGUCUCAAGGAGUCUGGAGCCUGUUGCAGGCCAACUGAGCAACUCUGUAGCCACCAAGCUCACAGCUGUGGAGGGCAGCAUGAAAGAGAACAUCUCUAAACUGCUCAAGUCCAAGAACUUGACUGAUGCUAUUGCCCGAGCAGCUGCAGACACAUUACAGGGGCCGAUGCAGGCUGCCUACCGAGAAGCCUUCCAGAGUGUGGUGCUGCCAGCCUUUGAGAAGAGCUGCCAGGCCAUGUUCCAGCAAAUCAAUGAUAGCUUCCGGGUGGGGACACAGGAAUACUUGCAGCAGCUAGAAAGCCACAUGAAGAGCCGGAAGGCACGGGAACAGGAGGCCAGGGAGCCUGUGCUGGCCCAGCUGCGGGGCCUGGUCAGCACACUGCAGAGUGCCACUGAGCAGAUGGCAGCCACUGUUGCCAGCAGUGUUCGGGCUGAGGUGCAGCACCAGCUGCACGUGGCUGUGGGCAGCUUGCAGGAGUCCAUUUUAGCACAGGUACAACGCAUUGUUAAGGGUGAGGUGAGUGUGGCGCUCAAGGAGCAGCAGGCCGCUGUCACCUCCAGCAUCAUGCAGGCCAUGCGUUCAGCUGCUGGCACACCUGUCCCCUCUGCCCACCUUGACUGCCAGGCCCAGCAAGCCCAUAUCCUCCAGCUGCUGCAGCAGGGCCACCUCAAUCAGGCCUUCCAGCAGGCCCUAACAGCUGCUGACCUGAGCCUAGUGCUGUAUGUGUGUGAAACUGUGGACCCAGCCCAGGUUUUUGGGCAGCCACCCUGCCCACUCUCCCAGCCUGUGCUCCUUUCCCUCAUUCAGCAGCUGGCAUCUGACCUUGGCACUCGAACUGACCUCAAGCUCAGCUACCUGGAAGAGGCCGUGAUGCACCUGGACCACAGUGACCCCAUCACUCGGGACCACAUGGGCUCUGUUAUGGCCCAGGUGCGCCAAACUUUUCAGUUCCUGCAGGCUGAGCCACACAACUCACUUGGCAAGGCAGCCCGGCGUCUCAGCCUCAUGCUGCAUGGCCUUGUGACCCCUAGCCUCCCUUAG
Molecule: messenger RNA, 4447 nt
Organism: Saimiri boliviensis boliviensis (Bolivian squirrel monkey)
Lineage: Eukaryota; Metazoa; Chordata; Mammalia; Primates; Cebidae
Gene: EDC4
Product: enhancer of mRNA decapping 4
Biological process (GO): deadenylation-independent decapping of nuclear-transcribed mRNA
Cellular component (GO): P-body
Molecular function (GO): protein binding
Source: RefSeq, a predicted model, not a curated record